Lodderomyces parapsilosis is the source of this 1467-nucleotide messenger RNA. RefSeq lists its product as uncharacterized. The transcript has a single exon. Gene Ontology annotation, biological process: transmembrane transport. The coding region runs from base 1 to 1467 and encodes 488 amino acids. Gene Ontology annotation, molecular function: transmembrane transporter activity. NCBI's taxonomy places the organism in Eukaryota, Fungi, Ascomycota, Pichiomycetes, Serinales, Debaryomycetaceae. The record is from RefSeq and is a predicted model, not a curated record.
AUGUCUUCAUUAACGGAGGAUAAAAUGGUCAACACGAAGGAGGAAAUUGAAUACAUUGCAACCGAAGAUGAAUCGGGACUUUCAGAAGAACACAAACAGUAUCUCAUUGCCAAACAUGGGACCUAUGAUUUGGUUCCUCUACCAUCAAUGAAUGACGAUGAUCCCUUGAACUGGUCAAAUGGGUUUAAACAUUUACAAUUGGCGAUGGUGGCAUUCCAUGCAUUUAUGGCUACCUUUAUGGCCUCAGGUUUGGUACCUGUUAUCGGAAUGUAUUCAGAAAUUUACCAGAUGUCAACCCCGGACGUGGCUUACUUGGUAUCAGUACAGAUUGUGUUGAUUGGUGGGUUCCCAUUGUUGUGGGUGCCUUUGAUGGAAAGGUAUGGAAAACGUUUGCUUUUGAUUAUUUCGACACUUGGAACCAUGUGCUUUUCAUUGGGAAGUGUGUUUAGUACCACUUAUGGCACUAUGAUGGCAAUGAGAUGCUUACAAGCUAUUUUCAUUUCACCUGGAUUAGCAGUCGGUGGUGCCGUGGUGAAUGAAACCACAUUCAGUCAUCAAAGAGGUUCAAGAAGUGGUAUUUGGGCAAUUGCUGUAAACUUGGGCACAAUGGUGGGAGCUUUGUUGAUGGGCAUUGUUGCCCAGCAUCAGGACCCCAAGUAUAUUCACGUGGUGUUUACAUGUAUCAACUUUGGACAAGUUGUUUGCUACGUGUUUUUUGGAAAGGAGUCGCUUUACAAUCACAAAGAUUUAUCAAGAAACGAAACUAAUCGAUUCAAACAGUUGCGGUUUAGGGCCAUAUUCCCCGAGAAUCGUAUAACUUUAAAAGAUACUUUUUACCCCAUGGUGUUUUUCACAAAUUGGAGAAUCUUUAUUCCAACUUUUGCAUACUCAAUGUGCUUUCUUCAUGGAAAUAUUGCGUUGAAUAUCGAAAUUCCUGAAGUCAUGUACAUCAAGUUUGGGUUGGGUCCGCAAGCUUUGGGGUUGCAGUUUAUUUCAUUCAUAGUUGGCGCUGCCAUUGGUGAAGUAGGUGGAUACAUGUCGGAUAAGUUGGUGGCAUGGGGUCAAAAGAGAGGUAGAGGGCCAUCAUUUAGAUUGUGGAUUACGUAUCCUGGUUUUGCCACUUGCAUUAUUGGACUAGUUGUAUUUGGGGUGCAGAUAGAUGCUGCUACAUCGUGGAAUGUCACACCUUUAAUAGGUUGCGCGUUAGCAUCAUUUGGUUUGCAAAUCAUGACGUCACCAUUCAUUGCAUAUUGUAUUGACAUGGAUCAUAAACAAGCUGGGGCAAUCAUUUUGUUCAUCACUGUUGUCAGACAAACACUUGCAUUCAUAGGCCCAUUUUACUUUCCAGUUAUGUUUGCGAAAUUAGGAUUCACGGUUGCUUAUAGUGUAAUGGCUGGUAUUAUUGCCGGUUUGGCAUUCAUUCCUACUCUUGUUUUACAAAUCAAAGACGCUAAGAGUGGCAAGUGA